Messenger RNA from Cadophora gregata, 2864 nucleotides. RefSeq lists its product as uncharacterized. The record is from RefSeq and is a predicted model, not a curated record. The transcript has 2 exons. NCBI's taxonomy places the organism in Eukaryota, Fungi, Ascomycota, Leotiomycetes, Helotiales, Ploettnerulaceae. Bases 479 to 2644 code for a protein of 721 amino acids.
CGGUCUGCUGUCUCGAGACACUAACAAAAUCGCAAGCAAAGCAAUCGUGGGAAAGGGAAAGUGAAUCGAGAACCGUUGAACGAGCCACACUAAGAUUUGCCUCGAGUGUACUUCAAGUCAAUCUAUUCACUUGCAUUACCUUGUCUCUAGCGCCAGUAUAAUGCUAGUACACUAUUUCAGGACCUCAAUCUGGCGUUCUGUGUCUCCCUCCCGCCUUCCUCGACGAGCGGAAAACAAGAGCAAACUUUUCAAAGGCCCUUUCAUCCUAGGCAUCCUUGCUAAGCACAUAUAAAGCAUCUGAAUCUCAUAGUGCUUCCAGUGCUUUCUCGAAAUUCCCUCCUCUUAACAUCAGGUGCAAACAGUGAGGGGCGUCUUUGCUUUUGCUUAUUCAAGGAACGGUACUCUGAUACCUCCCGAGUCUCUUAUCCCACUCGAACAGAGAUCAAUACCCACAGCUAGGACCCCAGUCUUGUUCGAGAUGGGCGCACCACUCUGGACCCAAGAGGAGAAAGACUGCUUUGUCAACUUCAUCAUUCCACAGUCGCAAUUUUCGAGUGGACAGUACGACCCAACAACAGGCUUGACAUGGAAAGAGCUUGCUCCUUUGAUGGAGGCAGAGAUGACGAGACGUGGUGGAUACCCAGCGCUUAGAGUCUAUACCGAGAACGCUUUGUCUCAAUUCCACUACAAUCGAUUCAGUGCACGCGCUCUCAGUAGAGGUCAGAGCGAUAUGACUCACAUGAGAGCAUCUCCUCGAAUGUCUCAACCGCUGUUGGGAUCUUCUAUUACCUCUGCCCAACGAUCUGUCCGACCACCUUCAGCAGAACAAAGACCCCCCACUGCCGCUAUCACAUCCUCCCGGAAAACUACCUCUCCUCCUGGAAGCCGUUGGAGCAGAUAUGCCACCCGCUUCACACAGACUGAUCCAAAAGCAUUUCUAGGAUUCAGUCCAGAAGAGACACUGAGUGUCCAUGCUGAUCCUAUCGGUCAUUGUACCCAUGAACUCACAAGUAGAAGCAGUGGCACCCGAUCUGGUCGACAUCGAGGAGAGAUGUACCCAUCCGAGGAGGAAAUCAAAUAUAAUCAGAGACAGAUUGAGGGGCUCAGGGGUGGGAGGCGAGGAUACCAGGACUACAAAGAGGAAGAUAACAGCGAAUGGGAGUACCCAGCUUCUCACCGCAAGGUUGAAACCGAGUGGACUCGUCGCGAUUACAAACUUCCGGCGAGCCAUGGCGAUCCACCUUCCUCUACCAACGCCACAAACGGCGAAGGCGAGCUUCCCGAGCUUCAAGAUUCCAGUCCCAUCAGUAGAUCAUCCCUCAAUAGAACUGUGCAGAGCAAGAAUCAGGAAGCCAAGUCAGCCUUCGCAAAUGAAGACUUAGAAGAACUGGGUGGAUCUGACGUGGACAUGACUUCCCUACUUCGUGGUUACAAGACAGCUCGUCCUAGUAAGGAUAUUGGGCAAGGGAGAAAUAUAAAUUCCAAAGUCCGGUCAAGAUGGGAGGAUCUCGAAAGUGGUGACGGAAGGAAUAGACAAAAGAUCAACGAAGUUCAAAAAGAGCAGCCAUCCAACCCGUUUUCUCCGAGUGCACUUGAUGACUCAAGUGAUGAAGAGCUUGAAGUUUACGAUGAAGGUAAUUCUAAUGCUGACGCAUCAAUACAAGGCUAUUUCCAUGAUUACGAGAUACAUCGCACAAAGAAGGCCAUUCCGAGAUAUUCUGCUGGUAUAAUCGUGGAUGGUAUCUAUCGUCCUGCUCAAUCGCCAGGUUUCGGACUCGCAGUUCUGGGAUCCAGCGAGCGGCCUCCUCCAGUCAAAACUUCCGCUGCUAACAAAAAAGCUACUGAAGAAACAUCCGCCAAGUCCAAGAAAAAAGAGCAGAAGAAGCCCGCAAAGGCAUAUUUUGUCAAGGACUCUAAGAAGGCACCCAGCAAAAUGGAGGAGGAUAGACUUUCGAAAGUUAUGUCUAAACACCCAAUUGGCUAUACAAAUCGACCAAUUCCGUUCUUCGAGUCUGUCAACCUGCCCAAGAUUCUGAAGAAAAGUGCUGUUGCUAAGGUGGCAGUUGGAGAGCGACAGGGUGAGAAACAUAGGCCCCAAAUUUUUGGGAAUGAAGUCUCUGGACAUAGAGAUGGGAACAGGUAUAUGAGAGAGACCGAAGUGGUUGGACUCUCGGCUGAAAAUCCUGGCCGCAAGAUUGAGAAGCAUUUUGCUGGUGAGAGAGAAGUUACGAAGGUUUCCAACAUCGAUACUCACAAAGCUGGUGACAACGCUCAUGGAUCCAAGGAUAAUUACGGAGCGACAAAUGACAGCGGCAAACAUCAUGGUCUCGGUAACUCUCUUUCUGCAGUCGUCGCUCACGCUGCAUCAACUUCCGCGUCGGCAGCUCCAACCCCAUCAACCAAGGCCUCAUCUAUACCCAAGGUCGAUAGCUCCAUGACCGAGAAGUUGGCAACUCUAGAAUUCAUUGUUGCACAUGCUAAUGCAGAGACGAGACCUGAAGACGCUGCUCCUUGGGCCAAAGCUAUUGCUGCUCAACGAGGAUAUAGGGAAUCUGCUUCACCUCCUGCAGAUGAUGUUCGUGGAAAGGAUUCUGGUGUUGGGGGUGACCAGAAGAAGAUGACCGGUUCACCAAAGACGAAUUGAGAGGUGGAUUUUGAGUUUUACAUGGCGUUUGGGCGGUUUUCAGACGGCAAGGAAUAACACCCAGAGAACCUAUCAUAGCACGAUCUUCUAUUCCUGGAAGAAGCAGAAUUAACAGGAGUGGAUUUUGAUGUGUUUUGGGAGAGUGAGACACCUAAAAGCAUUGCAGCAUGCACAUGAUCGAUUACUUGAGAGAUUAUCUUGAAAUAUUAUGAAACUGGAG